Molecule: messenger RNA, 688 nt
Organism: Sinocyclocheilus grahami
Lineage: Eukaryota; Metazoa; Chordata; Actinopteri; Cypriniformes; Cyprinidae
Product: dnaJ homolog subfamily B member 9-like
Exons: 1
Biological process (GO): ERAD pathway
Cellular component (GO): endoplasmic reticulum
Molecular function (GO): protein-folding chaperone binding; misfolded protein binding
Source: RefSeq, a predicted model, not a curated record
CAUACGAAACACUAUCAGAUGAGAAAAGAAGGCUGGAGUAUGACCAAUCAGGAUACAAUACAUUCAGCAAUGAAGACGUGAACAGAGGAGGAGAGCAGCAUUUUCAUCAUUCCUUUGAUUUUAACUUCGACGACAUGUUCAGAAACUUUGACAUCUAUAGCCAAAACAGGCAAGCUCGUUCAAAAAGGCACUUUGACGAGCACUUCAGGGCCCACCAGCAAGCACUCAACCGCCAUAAGAGACACUCCCAGGGUACUUUUGGUGCCGGAGUCUUUGAGGACAUGUUUGAAGACAUGGAGAAGAUGUUUACAUUUGACCGACACAUAAAAAAGACAGAGAGCAGGUUUCAGGGCACAGCCAAACAGCACUGCAGAACGGUGACCCAGCGAAGAGGAAACAUGGUCACCACGUACACGGAUUGCACCUCAUCCUCCUGAACAUCAGAGUGGGCCACAGAUCGGACCAUCACGCUUUUAUUUUAUGCCUGAUUUAGAUGGAGUUGUUAAUUUGCUGCUGUGAUAAGUGGGGUUUGAUUUUACAUGUGACUGAUCUCUUAUUUAUGAUGAUAAUAGGUGUGUUUGGAGUUUUUAUUGGUUUGAUUGAGAUUUACAAUUGACACUAUGUUGGAUAGUGGCCUCUUAAAGGAAUAGUACACCCCAAAAUGAAAAUUUGCUGAAAAUGUACUCAC